AUGGGCGAUCGUAUCCCGCCUGAACUUAUCCACCUCAUCGUCGACCACGUCAAAGACCGCGAAUCAUUGAGAGCUUGCUCCCUUGUCGCGCUCAUUUUCCGCGCCCCGUGCCAGCAACGACUGUGGACAACGAUGGCAUUGAGAGUACAGCACGAUGCCGCUAUCGUAGAGCCUCUACAGUAUCCCCACUCCAUAUCUACCGCCAAGUCUACCCUCGAGGCCUGCCCUCACCUCGCAAGUUACAUUACUUGCUUGAAGCUCACCAUCGUGCCGGAAACCACGGAUUUCGCAGCCGUGGGGCUUGCUAGUACUAUCAAGCUACUUCCCAACUUGACAAAAGUCUCCCUCUAUCCACUCAAUGAAGUAGAAACGAGCUGGACGGACAUUCCCGACGCUUUGCGGUCCGUAACCGAAUCUCUGCUUGAAAUGCCCACUCUGCGUCAAGUCGAGCUUGCCUUCUUCUUCGCGGUCCCGCGUCAGCUCUUGGGCAGGAUAUUUGCGGAGUCGCGUUGUGUAUACUUGCGGGGAAUCUAUCUUGAGCACCAUAAAAACGCCUCCGAGCAGCCAUCGUCACCAAGCUCUUUAGAGCGCUUCAAGACCAGGACCAUUGAUAUCGGCUACUAUUUCCUGCCGCUCCCCUUCCUGCAGCCCUACUUCUGCUCGCUGCGCGCGCUGGUGUUGAUUAGUCAUCGCGAGCUCGCGAUCAAGUUCGUCAGCGUGCUUCAGCCGCUGCUUCAAGUUGCAGCUACGAGCCCGUCCCUCGAAUACCUCUCGAUCGAACUUCCAGACUACGGAAAAAACCCGCACGGGAACCGGCGGAGGCUGCAGCUCCCUCCGUUCAAGCGCCUGCAGUAUUUGCAGGUAGUAUAUGAAUACGACUCGAUCGACAGCCUCCACGAGCCCCCGGCGUUGCUGCUUCCCAUCCUGCACAUCGCCGAAAGUGCCCCCGUCCGCGAGCUCUGUCUCUGUUCCGACGUCUGCCACACAGAUGACCAGCCCCCACAAAGAACGCGGGCAGCAACAGACCUCGAUUCUUUCCUUGCGCGAUUUCUGGAGUCGGGAGAGCGACAGGCGCGCGGAAUAUCGCGCCAUGCUCGGUCGAUCGCUGCCGCGAGCGUCCCAAUUGGGACUACAGGUGGUCAGUUUCUCCUCUGA
Mycena indigotica is the source of this 1155-nucleotide messenger RNA. RefSeq lists its product as uncharacterized. The transcript is spliced from 3 exons. The record is from RefSeq and is a predicted model, not a curated record. Bases 1 to 1155 code for a protein of 384 amino acids. Lineage: Eukaryota; Fungi; Basidiomycota; Agaricomycetes; Agaricales; Mycenaceae.